AUGGGUAGAAAAAAAAUUCAAAUAUCGAAAAUAACUGACGAACGUAAUCGUCAAGUGACAUUUACAAAACGAAAAUUUGGUCUUAUGAAAAAAGCUUAUGAAUUAAGUGUUCUAUGUGAUUGUGAAAUAGCGCUCAUUAUAUUUAAUUCGUCCAAUAAGUUAUUCCAAUAUGCAUCAACGGAUAUGGACAAAAUCUUGCUCAAAUAUACGGAAUACAAUGAACCACAUGAAAGUCGAACAAAUAAUGAGAUUGUGCAGAUUCUUCAUAAAAAGGAAUCGAAACAUCUUGAUCAAAAUGAUAGUGAUAAUGAUAUGGAAGAUGAUAGUGCUAACGAAAUGGAUAGUAAUCAUCAACUUCUAUCGCUUCAUCAAAUUGAACCUGUGUUGCAUGACUCAAGAAAACGUACAAAUCAAUCUCAACAAUCUGGUAAUUAUCAUCCAUUGUUGCCCAUGGGCAAUGGUAUUGGACAACAACAACAACAACAACAGCAGCAACAACAACAGCAACAACAACAACAACAACAACAACAGCAGCAGCAGCAGCAGCAACAACAACAACAACAACAAAAGUUUUUAUCAGUUCAUGGAACAGCUGGUAUUGAUGCAUCUUCUUCACCAUCCCCUAAUUCAACAUAUUCACCACCAAGCUCACCAAGUGAAUCACGCACCAGUCCUAAUUCAUCAUCUAAACAACAGUCAGCAUCAAAUAUAAAUAACAAAUUUUCAAUGAAUUCAAACAGUGGAACAUCAUUAACAGCAACUUCAUCACAUGCCACACCUCAUCAUAAUGAUUUGACAGGUGGAGGAGGAUCAACUAAUCGCAUCAAUGCUGAUUUUACACUAAAUACGGGUACUGCCGGUGGUGGCGGUGGUAGUGCCGGUGAAAAUAAUAAUUUUCUUCAUUGGCAUGCAUCACCUCGUUCAUCCUUGGCUGCUGCACUUCAAAUGAACCCAUUACCAUUAGGAAUGAUGAAUUAUGAUAUGCAACAAGCUCUAUGCGCUCAAUCGCCGGCAACAAAUAAUAAUAAUAAUAAUAAUAAUAAUAAUAAUAACAAUAACAACAAUAAUAAUAUUCCGAAUGGUAUUAGUUCACAUUUAUAUUAUCAACCGCAGCAGCAGCAGCAAAAUCAUCUUCACCAUCAUCAUCAACAACAACAACAGCAACAGCAACAGAUUCAUCGUACGAAAAAUGAACCGUAUUCACCGCCUAUAUCACUUGCUAAUAAUAAUGCUCGCUCAUCAAUAAAUGAUACCAAUUCCGGUCCAAAUCAUCCGAUAUCAAAAACUCCCAUUCCCUCACAGCAACGAUCAGUUGAUUAUAUGAAUUCAUCUUCAUGUUCAGAACCAUCACUUAAACAUGCUCGUUUUGAUCCAUCAACUUGGCCGAAUACAACUUGA
Molecule: messenger RNA, 1398 nt
Organism: Rotaria socialis
Lineage: Eukaryota; Metazoa; Rotifera; Eurotatoria; Philodinida; Philodinidae
Source: the annotation of a GenBank genome assembly